AUGGCCAGCUGGUGUUCCUACAGCUGCUACCACCGCCACGAGCGCAACUGCUUCUACCGCAGGCACCACCCCUCCCGCCACCGCCACGAGCGCAACUGCUUCUACCGCAGGCACCACCCCUCCCGCCGCCGCCACGAGCGCAACUGCUUCUACCGCAGGCACCACCCCUCCCGCCGCCGCCACGAGCGCAACUGCUUCUACCGCAGGCACCACCCCUCCCGCCGCCGCCACGAGCGCAACUGCUUCUACCGCAGGCACCACCCGUCCCGCCGCCGCCACGAGCGCAACUGCUUCUACCGCAGGCACCACCCCUCCCGCCGCCGCCACGAGCGCAACUGCUUCUACCGCAACAGGCACCACCCCUCCCGCCGCCGCCACGAGCGCAACUGCUUCUACCGCAACAGGCACCACCCCUCCCGCCGCCGCCACGAGCGCAACUGCUUCUACCGCAGGCACCACCCGUCCCGCCGCCGCCACGAGCGCAACUGCUUCUACCGCAGGCACCACCCGUCCCGCCGCCGCCACGAGCGCAACUGCUUCUACCGCAACAGGCACCACCCCUCCCGCCGCCGCCACGAGCGCAACUGCUUCUACCGCAACAGGCACCACCCCUCCCGCCGCCGCCACGAGCGCAACUGCUUCUACCGCAACAGGCACCACCCCUCCCGCCGCCGCCACGAGCGCAACUGCUUCUACCGCAACAGGCACCACCCCUCCCGCCGCCGCCACGAGCGCAACUGCUUCUACCGCAACAGGCACCACCCCUCCCGCCGCCGCCACGAGCGCAACUGCUUCUACCGCAACAGGCACCACCCCUCCCGCCGCCGCCACGAGCGCAACUGCUUCUACCGCACCACCCCUCCUACCACCAAAACGAGUACACCUACUCCCUCCACAAGUAUCCCAGGUCCCAGCAAACCUUGCCAAGUGGAUCCCUGUGAGGGUGGUUCUUCAUGUGUUAAUCUGCAUGAUAGACAUUUUUGCCUGUGUUCAGAAGGGUAUUACUAUAACUCUUCUACAUGCAAUAAAGGAACGAUAUUCCCUGGUACAAUUACGGUCAAAAUAUCAUCUACAUCCAUCUUGGAAGAUGAAAAUUCUGUGGCCUAUCAGGAAUUAUACCUUAAUAUUACUACAUUUUUUAAAAAUGCAUUUAACAAUACUGAUUACGGACAGACUGUAAUUGGUAAAUUAAGCCCAUCUCCUUCAGCAAGAUCUGAAAUUCGUACUGUUGGCGUAGAAGUAGUAAACAUUUUUACAGAUACUACAAAAGAAACUGAAGAAAACAUAACAUGUGCCAUUAAAAAAGCAAUUGCAAACAGCACAACUGAGUUUACAGGAUACACCAAGCAAGAUCGGUGUGAUUAUUAUGGUUGUAAGAAAAAGGAUGCACAAGAUGACUGCGCCAGUGGUUUACUAUGUCAGUGCAAACCGGGGCUGCAGAGACCGAGACCACAGAUCCCUCUGUGUGUUGCUUUGGAUCCAAAGUGUCCUGGUAACUGCAACACAGAGAACAAGAAGCAAUGCCUAGUGAAGAACAGCAGGGAAGCUAAAUGCGUGUGCCUGCCAGGCUACAAGGAAGAUAAUCGUGGGAUCUGUCAACCGUGUGCGUUUGGCUACAGCGGAGUUGAUUGUGAAGACUCAUUUCAGCUGAUCCUCACGAUCGUGGGCACCGUUGCUGGCAUCCUCUUUCUCGGCAUGGUGAUUGCACUCAUCUUCUCAGUGAGAUCAAAGAACAAAAGCAGGAAUGCAGAAGAAGAGAACUUGAUUGAGAACGAUUUUCGAAAUCUGAAACUGUGGGAGACCGGCUUUAGCAAUCUAGGAGCAGAUGGGAGCAUCUUCCCUAAGAUCAGGGUGAACCUACCCAAAGAGAGUCAGCCACAGAAUCCCUACAUAGUCCAGGGUGGUCUACCCCGCGCAGACUAUUAGAACGGUAAAAAUUUGGAACCAUCCACCCCCUCAACCCAACAUAUGAGCUUUUAUUUUGAGUGUUUCAAAGACUGAUGGAGAAGGGAGCAGCCAUGAAGAUCUGGCCUUUGGUAUUUCUCUUCCAUCCAGCCUCUCUGAAUGGGAGUUGUGACUGUUUGCAAUGAAUACAGCUUGUUUGCUAACUAAGUACCUAUGACAUUAAAUGCACAUAGAUGCUAUUAGUAAGCAUCUAUACUUAAGAUAGUUGAUUUACUCCAAUCAGUACAAUGGUUAGGUUUGUUUUUCCUGGCCGUGCAACAGUAAUCAUUCUAUCUAUCUAGAGGGAAGCUCCCCAGGAUUUUUCACUCCUGAAAGAGUCUAGAAGACUGUUGCUUUGAGUUGAUACCCUGUAGAUAAUUGACGUAUUCUGGGAGACUCUUACACAUCAGCUGUGGACGUCCCAGGAGAUGGGAGGAGAUACCAUCCUUGAAGAUGCUCAGGUUCAUUCUCUGGCAAGUUAAAACAGGGAAGCUGGGGCUUCCCUGGUGGCGCAGUGGUUAAGAAUCCGCCUGCCAAUGCAGGGGACACGGGUUCAAGCCCUGGCCCGGGAAGAUCCCACAUGCCGCGGAGCAACUAAGCCUGUGCGCCACAACUACUGAAGCCCGCGCGCCUAGAGCCCAUGCUCCUCAACGAGAGAAGCCACCGCAAUGAGAAGCCCGCGCACCGCAGCGAAGAGUGGCCCCCGCUCACCGCAACUAGAGAAAGCCUGCGCACAGCAAUGGAGACCCAACACAGCCAAAAAUGAAAAUAAAAAAUAAAUAAAUUAAAAAAAAAAAAGAAGUGGUGUGUUACACUUUAUGUCAAAAGAAUGGUAUUUUAAAAAAAGAAAAAAAACAGGGAAGCUGCUUCUUUUCCUCAAAUGUAGGGAUUUCAUUACCCUUGAACUGCCAGGAGCUUGUGACCUGGGCUCAAAUCAAGAGGACAGAUAAAAAGAGACAGGUCUCUUAGCUUUUUGGGAGCAGUUACUGGCAACCCAGGGCCUUCUUAAUGUCAACUGGAAGGCCUGAACUAGAAAUGUCCUCUGCGGGGGUACAUUCUAGAGGUUUUGAAAUGCCGGUAGGUAGGGGGGUCAGUGGGGACAAAUGUGACCAGGAGUAGGAGGAACAGAGGUAGAAGGAAGCUGGGCUGGUAGGCUGAGUAAGGGAGAAGGUUCCCAGGGCCCACCUUCAUCCUCAAUGAGCAAAUGGGCAUUUCCUCUAACUCAUGCCCUACCCAAGAUUUAGAACCUAGGAGAGGAUGUGAAGACAAACCCCCCAGAGCAAGAGCUUGAAGUCACUUUGAAAUUGUAGACAUUCUGACUGGCUGAUGGUGAGUGAGGGAGCUUGUGCUCUGGAUCCAAAUGUUCAGCCUCGUGAUACAGACUCCAGAGGUAUUCCACCAAAACCUCAGCCUUCCCUGGGGACAGAGCCUUAGCCGUGGUCACUGACACACACAGCCAAGCAUGGGGGCAGCACCUCCGGCACAGCUUUCUUUAAUGUUAGUAGUAUCCUUGUUUAUGUCUAA
Messenger RNA from Balaenoptera acutorostrata (minke whale), 3468 nucleotides. Its product is annotated as mucin-13-like. The transcript is spliced from 13 exons. Bases 1 to 1926 code for a protein of 641 amino acids. NCBI's taxonomy places the organism in Eukaryota, Metazoa, Chordata, Mammalia, Artiodactyla, Balaenopteridae. The record is from RefSeq and is a predicted model, not a curated record.